AUGCAUAUUCAAGAGAAAGGGACCGUUACGAGCAUCCGAGAACGCGUACAGACGCUGCAGUUGGAGGAGGUCUCCCGCCAUGCCCCGCAGUACGAUUCAAUCCCUCCAGCCCCUUCGACGACGAAAGGCACUCCGCGCCUACCGCCUCGGCCGCCAGCGCGCCCCGCUAGCUCUAGUACCGUAACUACCACAACCAGAGUAACUACAACUACUAGUAUUUCUGUUAUAGCUGGAAGCUCGGGUGUUGCAAAGAAGCAAGCACCUCCACCUCUUCCCCGGCGGAAGACCAGUAUAUCCUCAAUGACUGAAAGUAUCAUCUCAGUUACGAGCACCAGCUCAAAUAAUAGCCAUGCUGGAAGCACAUCCAGUACACGUGCGCUACCACCCAUCUAUACUGGGAAAGAUUCUUUACCGGUCCAGUUUCACGAUAAGAAGAUCACAAAUACACCGCUGCCUCCCAAGCGUAUAAACAGCUUGCCAGCACCUCGGCCAACACCACCGCUUCCCACCCGUAGGACCACUACAGCGAUCCAAGAGGGUUCUAGAAGAAACUCUGACGAGGCUACUGUUGUCCCGAGACGGUUGCCACCUCCCCCGGUUCGCAAUGCUGCUCCUCCUAUUUCACAGAGACCCCCACUCCCGGCAUCACAUACAGACUCUGCUAUUGGGUCUAGUCCACCUCCAAUCCCUCGCUCUACAAGACCCCCACCCAUACCCGUCUCUAGUCGCCCUUCCUCAGGCCCAUCUUGUAAACCCCACACAGCAUCCACAUUGCCGUGUCUAAUAUGCUAUGACUACUCGGGCCCUGAUCAUCACGCCUCACUCCCACAAUUUCAACGCUCCCAAGUCCGUUCCCUUCAGACCCUAGCUAUAGCACUUACUUCUCCAUUCCCAAGUGCUCUUGAAAAAGCCCGUGUAAUAUUUACCUGGCUUCACCAUAAUAUUUCCUACGACGUACGUGCCCUGCUUGCAGGAAACAUUCCCGAUCAGUCCCCUGAAUCAACAAUACGAACCGGCCUCUCUGUCUGCGCAGGUUACUCAAACCUCUUUGAGAUUCUCUGCACCUACAGUGGCCUUCAAUGUGUAGUGGUAACGGGCCACGGCAAAGGCUUCGGCCACACUGAUCCAGCCCCUGGCGCACCAGUGCCGUCUUACAACAUGAAUCACGCAUGGAACGCAGUGAAGCUCUCGAGCAACCACUGGCAUCUCAUAGAUUCGUGUUGGGGGGCCGGUCAUCGUGGAUCGAACAACGAAUAUAAAAAGGAGUUUGCCCCCGAGCACUUCAUUUCCCCAGCUAGUGUAUUUGGGCAAAAACACUUCCCCGAGAAACCAGGACAGCAGUACCGGGAAGAUGGGCGCACGAUAAGCUGGGAAGAGUAUAUUCUGUCUCCAGAGCCCCCAAAGCUCUACAAACAGUUCACAGAUCUGUUCAACUUUAGUAAGGAGACUGUCUCGCCCUCAACCAAACGGCUUCAGCCCGGUACACGAACCCGCUUUGCGGUCUCAUUACCAUGCCAGCACCUCCCUGUAAUCAGGAAAGAAGACGAAUACGUUCUCUUUCUGAACGUGGGCAACGACUUUGACGUGAAGAACUUCUACUUGAUGCAGCCUGACGGGACAGGGCGAGGAUACGUGUGUGAUGUUGUGGUCCCACGGAAUACAAAGGUGACACUGUACUACCCAAAUAAGUUUGACGGUAAGCCCGGAAAGGGGCUGACUAGGGAGUACUUUUUGAAAAAGGUGGGCAAAUGUGGGUGGAGUUGGAGCUAUGUUGCGGAGUGGAACAGUUAG
Molecule: messenger RNA, 1791 nt
Organism: Morchella sextelata
Lineage: Eukaryota; Fungi; Ascomycota; Pezizomycetes; Pezizales; Morchellaceae
Exons: 1
Coding region: 1-1791 (596 amino acids)
Source: RefSeq, a predicted model, not a curated record